GAGGGUUUGCUCCCCAGUUCAGCACCUGGGUUGGAGCUUCAGCCUCAACAGGACAUGAAAUCCCUGAGGUUUCACUGGAUCUGCCUCCUCCUCGUCUCUGUGUGUCUGUUGCUAUGGUACAGUCAUGUGAUGAGGUCUGGACUUACCAUGAAAACAGGCCUGCGUGGUUAUGUGAGGGUUCAUCUCAACACUCGCUCAACUUCAUAUUUCCUGGACUUCCGCUGUGGCCGCUGUGCCGUGGUGUCCAGUUCAGGGCAGAUGCUGGGCGGUGCACGGGGUCAGGAGAUCGACCGACAGGACUGUGUGAUCCGCAUGAACGCAGCGCCCACCGUCGGGUACGAGGAUGAUGUGGGGAACAGGACCAGUCUGCGUGUGGUCUCUCACACCAGCGUGCCACACCUGCUACGGCAGCAGGGCUAUUUCUUCGGGCGAGAGGCGGGAACUAGGUACGUCAUUUGGGGCCCUGAGAAAAACAUGAGGCAGGAUGGAAAGGGGAAAAUCUUCAAUGCACUAGUGAUGCUGGCCAAGAAGUAUCCACAUACAAAUAUCUACACCGUCACCAGAGAAAAGGUUCAGUACUGUGACAGCAUCUUUCAAAACGAGACGGGCAAAAACAGGAUGAAAUCGGGGGCAUUUCUCAGUACAGGGUUUUUUACCAUGAUUUUGGCUCUGGAGGUGUGUGACAGUAUUCUGGUUUAUGGAAUGAUUGACGGCUCUUACUGCAGUAACGCCAACCACUCGUUUGUGCCGUAUCACUACUACGAGCCGUCGCGUCUGGAUGAGUGCCGCAUGUACCACGCUCACGAACACGCCAAGAGGGGCGGCCAUCGCUUCAUCACAGAGAAGCUCAUCUACAGCCGCUGGGCGUCUCAGGGGAAACUGCAGUUCGUUUACCCGCCCUGGCCACCGCAGGAACAUCAGCAAGACUAGUUUCAACCAGGUUUGACUUUGUGUGAAGUUGCAGGUCAGGCUUCAGGAAACAUUUUUCCUCGCAAUGUCAGUUUAUGCUCAUAUCAAAAAGCAACAUUUGAAUCAUGCUGCUUUGCCAUUGUUUAUUCGGUACGGUUUUAUUCCUUCAGUCUUAAACAUAAUUCUGCAUAGUAUUCUUCAUAAUAACGAGCCUUUUACAUUAUUGUAUCAUUGACAAAAAUGUGUCUGUCUGUUGUUUGUUAGUCUGAUCUCUGGUUUACUAGCACUUCCCAUGAUCAACUACUGAAAUAACUAAACCCGUCUGUGUGAGAGCAUCUGAAUUGAGAGCUCAAAUGACAUUACAGUGUAUGUACGUCAUACAAUACCUCUUAUAUCAAACAUAAAUAAUCUCUCAGGUGAAACAAGAGCGUUUCACUGUGUAUUCAUGGCGAUGAUCAGAUGCAGUAUCAUAUCUGAAGCUAUGCAUUUCCUUCUCACUGAUCUGCUUUAACCACUAUAGACCACUGCUUCUGUAACUCAAGCCUAGUUAGCAGUAAUCAGAGUUAACUAACUAACUUCCCGUCACAGACUGAACUUGCUCGGAUGUUGCAGUUUACUUGCAGAUUGACAUUAAAAUAUUUCUACAGAGUUUCUAUCCCUCCUCUUAAAUGAUUAAAAUCGUACAAAAUCACUUGACGUAUAAUGUAUGUCAAUGUCAUCUUAACUGUGUAAAUAUGAUAUUGUAUAAUCUAUGAUAUAAAUGCUCAAAACGUAUAAUACUACAUGUGAUCACUGCAAUCCUUUAUGCAGUGUUA
Sinocyclocheilus anshuiensis is the source of this 1724-nucleotide messenger RNA. Its product is annotated as alpha-N-acetyl-neuraminyl-2,3-beta-galactosyl-1,3-N-acetyl-galactosaminide alpha-2,6-sialyltransferase-like. Bases 55 to 930 code for a protein of 291 amino acids. The transcript is spliced from 5 exons. Lineage: Eukaryota; Metazoa; Chordata; Actinopteri; Cypriniformes; Cyprinidae. Gene Ontology annotation, molecular function: alpha-N-acetylgalactosaminide alpha-2,6-sialyltransferase activity. Gene Ontology annotation, biological process: ganglioside biosynthetic process; oligosaccharide metabolic process. The record is from RefSeq and is a predicted model, not a curated record.